Onychostoma macrolepis is the source of this 14134-nucleotide messenger RNA. RefSeq names its product myosin XVAb (gene myo15ab). NCBI's taxonomy places the organism in Eukaryota, Metazoa, Chordata, Actinopteri, Cypriniformes, Cyprinidae. Gene Ontology annotation, cellular component: cytoskeleton; myosin complex. The record is from RefSeq and is a predicted model, not a curated record. Gene Ontology annotation, molecular function: cytoskeletal motor activity; protein binding; ATP binding.
UUUAUAUGCUCUCUGUGUAGAAUUCAUCUAUGACAGUACUGAGAAGAGAAUCACCUACAGAAAGGCAGUAGACUAGCAUGGUUUUAGAAGGAUAAAAUGCCAGGCAAAAAAGAUUUAAAAGCAGUAGCCAAGAAAGGAGGAAAACCGGAGCCAGAAAAAAGUAAACCAAAGGAAGAAGAAAAGAAAGGAAAAGAUGACAAAAAAGGAGCAAAAGAUGACAAGAAGGGUGGGAAAGAUGACAAAAAGGCAGGAAAGGAUGAUAAAAAGAAGGGAAAAGAAGAGCCGCCAAAAAGUAAAGGGAAAGAUGAUGGUAAGAAGGGAAAGGAUAAAGGUAAGGGAAAGAAAGAAGUUAUUGAAUCUGAGGAGGGUUCAGAUGCUGAGUUGAUGGAUGAAGACUUGAGCGAUGAGGAUGAGGAUGAGGAUGAAGAGUCAGAUGGAGACAAGAGAAAGCGUGGUGGAAAAGAUGCUAAAGGUAAAGCUGCAAAGGGAAAGUCCAAAUAUAGACAGCCUGAUUCUGAUGAAGAUGAGGAUGAUGAAGAUGAGGAUGAUGAAGAUGAGGAGGAAAGUGAAGAGGAGGAUCACAAAGCAAAGAAGAAAUCAAAAGAUCAUCAUAAAUCUAAAGCUGAGGAAGAUGGAAAGAAGAAGAAAGCAAAAAAGAAGGAAGAGUCUUCAUCUAAGCCACCACCUGAAGACAAAAAGAAAAGAGGACUCAAAAACACCUCAAAACUCUUUAUGAGGUUCUCUGGAUUUAAGAAGAGGAAGAGCUCAAAGAAGCGUCUUAAGAGCACUUCAAAGCUGUUUCUUGGACUUGGCAAAAGGAAGAAUCGCUUGCUUAGGAAAAAAAGGAGAAAGUCUCUCUUGAGGAAUGCUCCAAAGUUCAUGAUGCGUUUCAAAAACAGCAAGAAAAAGAAAAAAGAGAAGGAGAAAAAAGAGCCGUCAGGACCAAAGCCAACCUAUAUGCUUAUCAAAUUAGGUGGAAAUUCUAAAGAAGCAGAGAAGAAGCCAGGAUUUUUUAAAGGGCUUUUUGGAAAAAAGAAUUCAGGGGAUGGGACUGGUUUUAAAAAUAGGGGGCAAUUAUUAGGUAAGAUUGCUGGGGCAACAAACUGGCUGACCAAGAGGUUCCUCUCCAUUAAGGGGCGUCAGAGUGGAAGGGACCGUGAAGACUGGGGCCGGAAAAACAACAAAAAAUAUCCAUUUCCUGCUGGCAGUCGCCAAGCUAGCAUCCGAGCUCCUCCAGGUUAUCACAAUUAUGGAUAUGAAGAUGACACUGGAGGAUAUGAUUAUAAUAACCAGAGCAGAACGGAUAGGGGUGCAUUCCACAGAGAGUCAAUCCAGAGGCGCUCUAACAGGUAUAGUGAACAGUAUGCCCAUGUUCAGGGACAUUCUUCAUUUCCACAGCAAUACACACAAUAUGAAGAACCAAAUAACUAUUAUGACAUGCAAUCACAUGAUCAAGGCUAUUAUGAGUUGCAGGAUGGAUACUAUGACCCACACGCAGCCAUUCAGGAUGAGGGUGAAUAUUAUGAUGAUGGUAUAGACUACGGUGAUCCUUAUGGAGCUCAGGAACAGAUGGGCAAUUACCCACAGGAAGUGGGCUACUAUAGUCAACAGUAUCCACUGGAUCCUUAUUUCGAUGAUGGCAUGGAGUACUAUGAUGAUAAUCAGUAUCCAAUGGAGAACAGCUAUGAUCUGUAUGGGAAUGAAAUGAAUCCAUAUGCCCAAACUCAGUUUGGAUAUUAUGAUGACCCUCAGGGCUUCUAUAGUGACCCAUAUGAAGUUGAAAUUUCAGAUGAUCCAUAUAUGGAUGCUUAUGGGGAUGCUUAUGAGGAUCUUUAUUUUCAGGACUAUCAGGUUAACUACAGUGAAAUAGAUGUUGACCCAAAUCUGCAAUCUUCCUACAAUAUGUAUGAUCCAUAUAGUUAUCCAAUGCAAGAUAUUAUGGAAGGUGAAGAAGCUUAUGGAAUGUACGGUGAGAACUAUGGAGAUUUCUCGAUGGAAUCUAUGCCCCUUCACGGAGACCUGGAGUUCAGACUCCCAAGACCCCAGGUCAAGCUUUUUGGUAAAGAAAGGAUUGAUGUUGAGCUUCCUCCUUUGCCUCCACAAUAUGAUUUUGAGGAAAUGUCAGACAUACAAUAUGAAAAUUAUCCAUAUAUGCCUGGAGCCUCAAUGGAUGAUGGUUUUUCGCAGACAGUUUAUCCUCAAGAAAUGUUUCAUCCCACAAUGCAUCAAGUGCCCACACCAACAGCCAUGCUAAUUAAGCAAGCAAAUAAUCCCCAGGGAUUUGUCAAUCAACAUAUGUCACAUAUGGCUCAAGCUGGUGGAUUUCCACCAUCUCCCACACCAAGCAGGAGGUCUAUAGCAGGGAUGGCCUACCCUCUCCAUAAGCCUAUGUCACCCAUGGCACCCAUGGAACCUAUGUCAAGUUUUGGAGAGCCAAUAAUGGAAGUUAGGCGUUCCCCCGUACCUAUACGCAGACCGAGCCCCCAUGCCUCCCCGCAGCUAUCCAUGCAUCCUGCUGCUCCACUCCCUAUGAGAAGAAGCCCAUCCCCACAGCCCUCUCUGCGUGGCAUUGGAGGCAUGGGAGCACCUCCAUCCCCAAGACUAGCCAGAGGUAUGUCCUCUCCAAUAAGUCAUGUUCAACACCCUCCAUCUCCAAUUGGACGCAAAAUGAGCCCACCUGUUUCUCCAACACUUUCUAGACGUUCGUUUAGAGAAUAUCCACCCGCUUCACCAACAGUCCCUAGACGUUUGCAGCCUCAGGUUCCAUUUAGAGAAGGUCCACCUGCUUCACCAACAGUCCCUAGACGCUUGCAGCCUCAGGCAUCCUUUAGAGAGGCACCACCAUCUCCCCAGCCAGUGCCUGGCCGUAUGCCCUCACGAGCUCCCUCUCUCUAUACCAGUCCUCCAGCUUCACCUCGUGCAUCUAUUCGGAGGCGGAGCCCACCACAGUCUCCUCGUGCCUCAAUUAGGAGACCCAGUCCACCCUCCUCACCCUCACAAGUUCAUCGUCCAUUUGGUGCCAAGAAAUUUCAAGCUUCCCCAUCUCCACGAAUGAGUCCUCCAUCUUCUCCUCAGGGUAUGCGAGCCAUGGCCAAUGUUCAGAAGAGGGACCUUCACAGACCACAGUCUCCAUUAAUGCCUCAAAGAGUAUCACCUACUCCCUCUCGAAGAAGUUUUACUGUAGAACCAGACUCCCAACAACCACCACUGCAACAUAGAUCCCCCUCUCCUACCCUUUCCCGCAGGUCCACUCGCCUUAUGAAGGAUUCUCCACCUUUUGGGUCCCUUGGAGGUCGACUGCGAGGAAGGGGCCGUCCAAACAUCCCCAUGGGAGCUGUGAAACCAUAUCCUGGCAGAGGGGGUUAUUCUGGAACUCCAACACAAAAUGUACGGCCAUUUAGACCAUCCAUACGUAGUAACAGGUCCGUGAUGCCACAGGACUUCACAGCUUCCCCACAACUCUCAGGUCAACACACUGGGAUGGGCAUAAGGGAACAAAGUCGCUUCAAUCUUCCAGGAACACCUGGUCCAAUGAGAAACCCACAGAGACCCAUUGGUCGUGGCCGUCCACUCAUGGCCAGGCAGUCACUGAGGCGUGCACCUGGCAUGAUGCCCCCUUCACCACAACUUUCUCAAAAACACAUGCCCCCUCCAUCACCUCAGCCUUCCGUUAGACAUCUCUCCAGACCAGGCUCUCCUCAUCCAUCUAUUAAACAUGGCUCCCCAUUACCUAUGCGUCCCACUUCCCCUAGGGCUCUGCCUACUUCUGUGCUUUCUGGUCCUCCGAUGUAUGAAUCUUCAUUUGCAUCUCCUUUGCCUGUUGGCGCAGAGCCAAUCCCUGUAGAAUUUGAUCAUUUUAUUGGUGUUCCUCAGUCACCAAUGCUUACAAGUGCCCUCCAAAACCAAAUUGUCAGUAAUGCAUCCUAUAUUUCACCCUUCCAACAGCCCAUGUCGCCUUAUGCUCCUGAGAUCAUUAAUGUUCCACAGGUUCCUGGUCAUCCACCUUCACCAGUUCCCUCCCUUUCCCUGCAAACCCCUAAUCUAAGCAAUGCUAUGCAUGUCUCCCAAUUGCAAUCAGUACCCUCACCAUAUAAUCCUGAAAUGGUUGUACUGGGUCAGCAUACAGAACAGAUGGCGUCUCCAUUUUUGUCAAAUGCCUUACAAAAUGCUCAGCUCCGAGAAGCUUCUUACAUUUCGCCCCUGCAAAGACCAGGUUCACCUUAUGUUCCUGAAGUGCCAGUAUCACCUUUGCUCUCCAGUGCAAUUCACAAUCCACAGCUUCGCCAUGCUUCAUACCGAUCAUCUCUUCAAAGGCCACAUUCACCCUAUGCUCAGGUAGAGACAGGCUAUGAUUACAUUGAAGAGCCAGGUGCUGGCCCCCUUCUUUCCAAUGCUCUUCAAAAUUCAAAUGUCCGCAAUGCUUCUUACCGAACACAUUUACGUCGCAGGGGAUCCCGUGUUCCCCCUGGCUAUGGUCCAAGGGGAUCUCCAGCUCUUUCAACGGCUUUGCAGAACCAAAAUAUUCGUAAAGCGUCAUACCGAGCACCUGUCCAGGGAAUGGUCUCCCCUUAUACAACUGUGCCAGGUUAUAGGCAGGAUCCUAGGAAAUCUCCUUUUCUGUCUGAUGCAUUGCACAACCCCCAAGUCCGUGGUGCCACUUACCGCUUGCCUGAUGGGUCAUUAGUAUAUGGUAAUCAGGUAGCAAAUGUACAGUCUUCUCCAGUGCUUGCAGAUGCAAUUGGAAAUUCUCAGCUCCAGAAUGCUUCAUAUAGACUUCCUGCUGGGUCCAUAGUAGACCCACGACAGCAACAAUCUUUCUCACCAAACCUCUCAAAUGCUUUGCAGAACCAAAACAUAAGAAAUGCCUCUUAUAGACUUCCAGAUGGAUCGAUAAUAUACUCAGACUCUCAUUUACAGCAACCUUCUUCUCCAAACCUGUCCAGUGCCUUGCAGAAUCCAAAUCUGAGGAAUGCUACUUAUAGACUUCCAGAUGGAACUCUUGUAACAGCAGGACAACAACAGUCAACCUCACCAAAACUGUCACAUGCACUUCAGAAUCAGAACAUUAGGAAGGCAUCAUAUAGACUGCCAGAUGGGACAAUAAUAAUGGCUGAUCAGCAAAUGGAACCAACAUCUCCAAAUCUGUCCAGUGCACUGCAGAACCAAAACAUUCGAAAUGCAACUUACAGAUUGCCAGAUGGCACAUUAAUAACAACGGACUAUGGGCAGCCCACAUCUACUUCCCCAAAUUUAUCACAGGCACUUCAAAACCAACAAAUGAAAAAUGCCAGUUAUCGUUUACCUGAUGGCUCAGUUAUAACUGGUCCAGCUUAUCAACCUAAGUCUCCAAAUUUGGCAAGCGCACUUCAGAAUCGGGAUAUUCGCAGUGCUACCUACAGGUUACCUGAUGGUUCCAUAAUAAGUGCUGAUGCAAGUUAUAAACCUACAACCCCAACUCUCUCCUCCGUACUGAGAAAUGAAGAUUUGAAAAAUGUCUCUUAUAGGCUUCCAGAUGGAUCUGUUAUUUCACAAGCUUUGUAUAAACCAAGGAGUCCAAACCUCUCAAUUGCCUUGCAGAAUGAAAAUGUUCGUAAGGCCACAUACCAGUUAUCGGAUGGAUCUAUUAUUUCAGCAGAUCCUCGAAGACAUAAAAGUCCAAAUUUAUCACAGGCACUUCUAAAUCAAAAUCUCCGCCAGGCCACAUACAGAUUACCUGAUGGAUCAGUCCUCGCUCAAGGAUUUGAUGUCCCCACUUCGCCACAUUUAAUGGAUGCUCUAAAGAAUGCUGACCUGAAGAAAGCCUCUUAUCAACUACCUUCAGGUAUCUCCAACUAUUUGACAUCCUCUGGGCAGGUGGUUAUUGGACCAGAUGGCCGUUAUGCUGUAGUUCCACCACAGCGAAAAGGUCCAGGUCCAGAAGAUCACUGGGCUCAGAAUGACAGAGAGGGGCAAACUGCCGAGGACCAUUGGGCUGCAGAAAGAGUCUUGCCUCAUGACACAGUACAGAACCUCAUUAAAUGGUCUAUGUACCGAGAUGAGAAAAUGAUGGAAUUUCCUACUCCACCACCAGCUGGUCUUAGACCAGGGGAAACAGAGCUGCAGUGGGUACCAGAUCGUGAAGGGGAGCCAAAAGGACAGUGGUAUGAUAAGAUGUAUUCUAUAAGAAGCCUGCCUACUGUCAGCUACAGGGUGAAAAGGGAAGGGGAUGGAGCUGAGGACAUGACACAAAUGGAAGAGUUUACUGAGGCAGCAGUAUUGAUAAACCUGAAGACUCGCUUUGAUCAAGCGCUUGUCUAUACAUACAUUGGCAGUAUUUUGGUCUCUGUGAAUCCAUACCAACUAUUUAACAUCUAUGGCACAGAUGUGGUUCUGCAGUACGAGGGCCAUGGCUUGGGAGAUAACCCACCUCAUCUCUUUGCCAUUGCAAACAUUGCCUACACUACAAUGAUGGACAUCAAGCGAAACCAGUGCAUCAUUAUCAGUGGGGAAAGUGGUUCUGGAAAGACAGAGGCAACCAAACUGGUUCUGAGGUACCUCACUGCUAUUCACCAUGAGAGGAACAUUACACAACAGGUAAGUAUUCUUGAGGCAACUCCUCUGUUGGAGUCGUUUGGAAAUGCUAAGACAGUCCGAAAUGAUAACUCCAGUCGCUUUGGAAAAUUUGUGGAAGUCUUUUUGGAGGAAGGGGUGAUCAGUGGUGCCAUAACCUCGCAGUAUCUACUGGAGAAGUCCAGGAUCGUUUUUCAGGCCAAAGAUGAGAGAAACUACCACAUCUUUUAUGAGAUGCUGGCUGGACUUCCUACACACACGAAACGGGCCUUCUACCUACAGGAGGCUGAAACCUACUACUACCUGAACCAGGGUGGUAACUGUGAGAUCACGGGGAAGGAUGACGGGGAGGACUUCAGGAGGCUACAGAGUGCCAUGGACAUUCUCCACUUCAGUCCUGAAGACCAGAGCAGCAUAUUCAGAGUGCUGUCAUCCAUACUGCACUUGGGCAAUGUCUUUUUCCAUAGAGUGGAGACAGAAAUGCAGGAAACAGCUGGUGUGGUGAGCACUCAGGAGAUUCGUGCAGUAGCCGAUCUGUUGCAGAUUUCCCCAGAGGGUCUGCAAAAAGCCAUCACCUUCAAAGUGACGGUAGCAAUGAGAGAGAAGAUAUACACUCCCCUCUCAGUAGAAAGUGCUGUGGAUGCCAGAGAUGCAGUUGCCAAGAUCCUUUAUUCUUUGCUCUUUCAAUGGCUGACAGAACGUAUCAAUGGGCGGGUCUACCCCAGGAACGAAGCGCUGUCCAUAUCUUUACUGGAUAUAUACGGGUUUGAGAGCUUGACAUUCAACAGCUUUGAGCAGCUCUGUAUCAACUAUGCUAAUGAGAGCCUGCAGUUCUUCUUCAGCAAAAUCAUUUUCAAACAGGAACAGGAAGAGUACAUUCGAGAGCAAAUCAACUGGAAAGAACUGACCUUCACUGACAACCAGGCAUGCAUAGACCUUAUUGCUGCAAAGCCCCAUGGGAUACUCCGCAUCCUUGAUGACCAGAGCUGCUUUCCACAGGCCACUGACAACACCUUCCUUCAGAAGUGCCACUAUCAUCAUGGAAACAACCCCCUUUACUCCAAGCCAAAAAUGCCACUGCCAGAGUUCACUGUCUAUCACUAUGCCGGUCGUGUAACUUACCAGGUCCAUAAAUUCCUGGAUAAGAACUAUGAUCAGGUUCGGCAAGAAGUAUUGGAUCUUUUUAUGCAGAGCCAGAACCGAAUAGUGUCCAAUCUCUUCAUAAAGCAUGCUGAGAUGCUGAAUCAGCAGAAAGGAGCAAUGAAUAGGAACAGCACAAUGACUCGGAGAUAUCAGCCCUCUACUGUGGCCGCCAAGUUCCAGCAAUCACUACAGGAGCUUCUAGACAAGAUGGAGAGGUGCAACCCAUUUUUUGUGCGCUGCAUAAAGCCAAAUAAUAACAAGGAACCUGGUAUAUUUGACCCUGAGUUGGUUGCUACUCAGCUCAGAUAUUCAGGAAUCUUGGACACAAUCCGCAUCAGGAAAGAGGGCUAUCCAAUCAGAGUGCCGUUCCAUAAAUUCUUAAACAGGUACAAAGCCCUGCUAGGAAUGAAGAAGCCGCCACCUCCAGAUGGAGAUAACUGUAUCAUUAUGUUAAUGAAGCUCUGCCCAAUCAACAAAGGAGAUUAUCAAGUGGGUGUGUCAAAGCUCUUUCUAAAGGAGAAUGUGCAUCAGUUAUUGGAGAGUAAACGUGAUCGUAUGAUGCAUGUAGCUGCAUUGACCCUUCAGCGUUAUGUACGGAUGUAUUUUGUCCGGAAGAAUUUCCUCAAGUUCCGUGCGGACAUGACAAAACUUCAGGCUCACUGCAAGGGCUUCCUGGCCAGGCGGCGGUUUCUGCGAAUGCGUAUAAACCUGAUCAAGCACCGUGCAAUGGUCCGACUUAUUGUCAGCCGCAAAAGAUACAUCAGGGUCAACCUCCUCUUAGCGAGAAGAGCAGAGGAGGAGAGGAGAAGGAUUGAACAGGAGCGAAUAAGCAGGGAGGUGGUAAAUGUGACUCAGCUGGUUAUUCCUGCAGAGUUGGGAGGAUUGUUACAGGCCACAGCAGCUGGUAGGGAGCGUCAUUCAGACUGCUUGGCUCUGGUUCAGGCUCCAAGAAUACAAACAGACCCCCAGCUUACUCUUCCACUGGACAUCAACAACUAUUUGAUGACCAAAUAUAUACGCACACAUUUCAGGGAAUUGCAGUUUGGGAUGCUAACAGCUCCGCUGGAGAACUCACUGACCCGACUAGAAGAUGAUCUGAAACAGGAUGCUUUUGAUGUGUUUAUACUGAUUUUGCGUUUCAUGGGAGAUCCAAACCUGAAUGGAGCUCAAGAGAACCUGUUUGGAAAUUACAUCAUUCAGAGAGGCCUUGCCACUCCACCAGUCAGAGAUGAGAUCCUAGCACAGAUAGCCAAUCAGGUGUGGCAGAAUGAAAACACCAGAAAUGCAGAGAGAGGAUGGUUGUUGAUGGCCGCCUGUUUGAGUUCCUUUGCCCCGUCUGAGAAGAUGGAGAAAUAUCUGCUAAAAUUUGUGUCAGACUAUGCUCUGAAUGGCUUUAAGGCAUUGUGCCAACACAAACUCAUCCAAGCCAUGCAGAAAUCCUACCUAGUCCCCGAAGCGUCUCGAACAUACCCUCUAUCCCUGCUAGAGUGGACUGCCACCCGCAAGAAAGCACACAUGGUGCUCCAGGUGCACUGUUUUGAUGGUGUGUCUUUCCUGUGUCCUGUCCAUUCCUGGACAAAUGGAGAGGGACUUGCUGGAGACAUACUACAACACCGGGGCGUGUCCACUGAGAGCCGAUGGGGUUGGUCGGUUCUGAUGAAGGAGCCGGCGCAGUGGGUGGAGUUAGAGGGUCACGAUUACGUUCUGGAUCUGGUGUGUGACCUGGAGCUGCUGCCAGACUUCCCCAAACAGAAAACAUACUUCAUCAUCUCUACUGAAGACCCCAGCAAAGCACGACCUAACGCGAGCAUAAGUCUCUUUGGCAGUGGAUUUGAAGAGGAUGAGGAUGGACCGCUCUCAUAUGUCAACAGAACGAGCGCCAUUGCAACCAACAGUCUACCAAUUUCUGAAGGCCACUACAAUCUGGACUCAGAACCACCCUAUGAUGGCACUCAGAGAGGGAUGGACCGGUAUUUGGACAGCCUUUUUGACCCAGUUCUGUCUGAUGGAACUGGGGACCUUGAUGCAUCCGUUUUGUCUGGUAGGAUGAAGGGUGGUGGAGGUGUAGGUGGCGAUGAAGCACAGGCUCCUGCUAGGGUCAAUAUCUCACCCGCUCUUCAGCCUGGAGCAGUGAGAGUUCUGCCACCCAUACCAGGUGCUUCAGUAAUGCCCAGUAUGCCAGCGGUGCCCCCAGGGCCAGACCCCCAGCAAACUGUUCUGGCCCAACAGCAACAAACCAUCAUCAACCAGCAAGCAGUCAUUAUGGCUCAGCAGAUGACCAUGCAGGCGAUGGCUAUGGUGACCAGUCCAGUGUCCAGUCCACCAAUGUCUCCCCUCACCAGCCCCCCAACCAGCCCUCCACCCACUCCCCAGCACUCUGCCGCCCAGCCCGUACCCGCCGUCCCUCCCAGCCCCUACGCAAACCUCCCCCCCAGCCCUUAUGCCCAACUUCCCCUGUCCAUGUACACGAGCCCCCCGGUGACCCCCCACCCCACCAUCCCCUCCACCUCGAUCAACACCACCCCCAGCACCUUAGACAAGCAACAGGAGCUCCAGGAGAAGAAGAGCAGCCCCCCAACACCACAGCCACGGAGCACCACCACCACAAAGGCUGUUUCAUCUAAUGGGACAUUAGGGAAGAAACAAGCCCCCGCUGCACCAAUUAAACUUGACAGCAGGCCUGCCAAAAGACAUGCACCUGUUGCCAUCACGAGUCCCAUGCGUUCUGCUCCAGCUCCUGCCACAGAGGUGGUGAAAUAUUCGGUCUCUAACUCUGAGCACAUCAUUCCCAGCCACAACAUUAAAGAUAUCAUUAAGCAAUAUCAAACACCGUCCCCAGAACCUGUGCAGCAGAUACAGAGGCGAGAAGGUAAAGGUUUUGUGAAGAAGAUGAACCCACAUGAUGAGGCAAUGCAGAUCCUAAAAACACAGAGGGACAAUCCACCUCCUCCACAGAGAAAGGCUCCCACUCCAGCUGCUGUGUCCAGAGAUGGAGGCCUCAAACCAACUAAAAGCAGUAAGAAGAAAGCACCAGAGGCACCUCUAACUUUACCUCCACCAGUGUCCAGAGAUCUUCCAGUGGAAUCUGAGAGCAUCCAAACACAGCUGCACAGGAGCAGCACAGAGGAGCAUUACACCUACACAAACGUUCCCUGGAAGAUAUACCUCAGGAAGGAGGUCUUCUAUCCUAAAGACACUUGGAACCAUCCUCUAGUGCUGGACCUCAUAUUCAAACAGAUUGUUAAUGACACUUUCACAGAAGCCUGUGUUCGCAUUACUAAAGAGGAGAGGCAGAAGAUGAAAUCCUUGUUUGCACAAUAUGGCAUCGAGCCGAACACAGAUGUUCAGGAUGAAAGUGUGAAGAAAGCUGUGAUUACAGCUGCCAGGGAGUCAUGGGAGAUUUAUUUUUCUCGCUUGUUUCCUGCCUCUGGCAGUGUGGGUACUGGAGUGCAGGUGUUGGCAGUGUCUCACUCUGGUAUCAAACUUCUCAAGACAGUAAAAAGCAGCACUGCAGCUCCAGACUACUUCCGAGUGCUCCGACCGUACAGCUACACAGACAUCCUGUUUGUGACCAUCCCCUCUCAAAACAUGCUGGAGUUUAAUCUUAUGAAUGAGAAAUUGAUCCUGUUCUCGGCCAAAGCACCGCAGAUCAAACAUAUGAUUGAUCUCUUCAUCUCUCAUCUUAAGAAGGAUUCUGAGUAUGUUGUAGCAGAGAGAAACUUCAUCACAGAGGACAGAGCUCUUCUCAGCUUCCAUAAAGCAGAUAUCAUUCGUCUUCAGGCCAUGGAUGGGUUAGAGGAAGGUCAGAGUUACGGCUGCGUGGUGAAGAGAAAGGUUAUUUACCUCGAGGAGCUGAAGAGAGGCACACCAGAUUUUGGCUGGAGGUACGGGGCAGUGCAAGGUCGGAGUGGAGCGUUCCCCAUGGAUUGCGUGGUUCCUGUAGCUGCUCCUGAUUUCCUGAGUCUCCCAGCAGAGAGGAGAGACGAGCCGAGAGACAGACAGGGCCGAGUGGCAGCAUCAGGAGCUAUCGCUCUCGCUGUGGCCUCCACUGCGGCUGCACAUGAGCUGGACCCAUCACUAGAGGUAUAUAUAUACACAGUGUCACAAGGGCGUAGGUUUUCUGACGGAUUCAGGGAUUUUGGUGACUCUGAAGCUGAGGGGAAUGUUCUUUUGGACAGCCAGUACAACAUGGUGGAGUUUGCCAGAAAACAUUUCAGAAAGUCAGAUGGAAGCAAGAGUGAUUCGUUUAGAGAUAAGUCCAAAAAAGGUAAAGGAAAUAAAGACCCUGCGGAGAUGGUGAAAUUCAGCAAGAACCCUAUCCUAGAGUCCCUUAUAGACUUCACUGACCCCAACAUGAACCGGGUUGCUUCUGAAAUUUUCCUAGCCAUAAUGAAGUUCAUGGGAGAUCAUCCUCUCAGGGGCCAAUCAGAGCAGUUUGUGGUUUGCACCUUCCUUAAGUUAACGGGGGAAUAUGGACUGAUGAAGGAUGAGGCGUAUUGUCAAGUCCUCAAACAGAUCACAGCCAGUACCAGCUCUAAACCUGACAGCUGUCAAAAGGGCUGGCGGUUACUCUACAUUCUGACAGCAUUUUACCGCUGCUCUGAAGUGCUCAAACCAUUCUUACUCAAGUUCCUACGAGACGUCUGCAGAAGUCCAGAAGUGCUUUUUCAUGGAAUUGCUAAAGCUUGUGAGCAGAACCUGAGAAGGACCUUUCAGUUUGGUGGCAGGAGUGUUUACCCCAGUAGUAUGGAGCUCAAAGCUAUAAUGGCUGGCCGAAGCUCAAAGCGACAGUUGUUUCUGUUUCCUGGAGGAAUUGAGAGACAUUUGAAGAUCAAAACCUGCUCAGUUGCACUGGAUGUCAUAGAGGAGUUGUGUUAUGAGAUGGCGUUACAAAGGCUGGAGGCAAUGGAGGAGUACACAGUUUUCAUAGUGAUCAACAGAGGUCAGAAUGUGCGGCCCCUCAAUAAGAGAGAGUACAUAUUAGACAUCGCAACAGAGGCGGAGCAAAUUGAUCCCAACUACAGCUUCUGGUUCAGACGAGUCAUCUGGGCCCAUCCGCUCAAGUUCGACAACGAGCUCUGUGUCACCAUGCACUAUAACCAGGUUCUGCCAGACUACCUGAAGGGUCUGUUGAAUGUCGUACCUCAGGGAAAGAUCAGUGAACAGCAGUUUAACCAGUUUGCCAAACUUGCUGCUCUUCAACACAGAGCCAAAGACAGUCUUUACACGCCUACUAUUCAUGAGUUGACAGAAUACAUCCCAGUUGAGAUCUUUGGCAGACAGGGGCCUCAGCAGUGGAUGCAACUGGUUGCCCAACAUGUACAUGCCGUCCAAAGCCUGAACCCUCACCAGGCCAGAUCCCAGUUCCUGGGUUUGGUGUGUGCAUUUCCCAUGUUUGGAUCGUCCUUCUUUUACAUCCAAAGCAGCAGCAACAGCACCAUCUCUGCACCGUGCAUCCUCUCUGUCAAUCAGAACGGACUGCACUUCCUGCACAAAGACACUCAUGAGGUGCAGGUGAAGUUCCAGCUGAAGCUGAUUCAGUCUGCUCACACACAGCGGCCCAGCGCUGGAUCCAGUUACCCUUAUGUAGACAUCCUGAUAGGGGACUUAACCAACCACAGAGUCACACAGUUACAGCUGGAACAGGGUCUGGAGCUGUGUCGGGUUAUCGCCAUGCACAUUGAGAAUAUGCUCUCUGUCCGAGAGAAGAGGCUGACGCUGCCACCCAGUGAAAUCACCAUGCUGUAACAAAACCAUAUACAGAUACACAGUCUGUAUGCGAACAAAUACUAUGCUUUCUGUAUGUUUAUUCUCUAUAAUCAGGUUAUUUUCCAUUUACUGAUUCUCUCGUCGUGACUAAACCAAACCUCUCAAUGCAACGUUUGCACUAAUCAUGUGUAUUUGUUCACAAUGAAUAAAAAAGCAUUAUUUUUGUAUUAAAUGCAUAAUAUUUAUACAGAUGGAUUAUUAUUAUUAUGCAAAAUUGUCCUUUGGUACUGUAGAUGUGAAAGUAUUGAAAUGUUUUUAUAUUAAACGUUUACCACAAGCACAUAUAAGUUUGAAUGAAGAGAGAUGUUACUCAGGAGAACAGCAUGAAUGUAAUUUUUUUCUCAAUCACAUUCUCUCACACAGACAGACAAUGAAAUGGUGGUUUUCAAAGUAAUGUAAUGACAUUUUUUCACAGUCAAACUUUGUAUAUUUAGUUAUUAGGUAACAUAUGAGACCAAGGUCAUUAUAUUUGUAUUAUUUUUUUCUACAAUUUUCUUAAUAAAUGUAUUGAUUGAAACCAAAGUUAAUAAAUUUGCCUACUGUGAUUGUCUAUAACUUUCACAGUAUUUUGGAGAAACUGGAAUAUGAAUAUCACCUCUGAGAUCUAAGAUCUAAUUAAUGAAUAUGAUUAAAAUACAGAAAAUUGUUAACUGCAUAAGCCGCUUGUUUUUCA